AUGGCAACGAAAUCAAUCGCAGUCAUCGCUGGCGUGGGCGCUGGUACUGGAGCUUCAAUCGCGCGCAAAUUUGCCCAACAGUAUUCUGUGGCGCUUCUGGCCCGGAAUCCAACUAGUUACCAGACUCUCAUCCAAGAGAUAUGCAGUAUCGGCGGGAAUGCUAUUGGUAUAAAUACAGAUGUCACAAGUGAUGCGAGCGUUAAAAAUGCCUUCACAGAAAUAGCACGAGCGUUCCCCGGAGCGCCACUUGCUGCCGCGAUAUAUAACGUUGGUGGAGGGUUCGUGCGGAGUGCAUUUCUUGACCUUUCAGAAGAGGAAUUCAUGGCUGGUUUCGAGAGCAAUGCCAAAGGAGCGUUCAAUUUCUGUCAAUCAGCCCUCCCUUUACUUCUAAAGUCGCUGGAUCUAGAGUAUCCUCCCACACUCAUUUUUACUGGUGCCACUGCGAGUGUCAAAGGAUCUGCCUUUUGUUCCUCUUUUGCGACAGGGAAAUCUGCACUCCGUGCUUUGUCCCAGUCUUUAGCAAGGGAAUUUGGCCCCCAGGGAAUUCACGUUAGCCAUGCCAUUAUCGACGGCAUUAUUGAUAUUGAACGCACGAAAGGUUUCCAGUUUGAUUCUCCAGACGCAAAAUUGAGCCCUCAUUCGAUCGCGGAUACGUAUUGGUUCCUGCAUACCCAGCCGAGAACAACCUUUACCCAUGAAUUAGAUUUACGGCCGUAUGCCGAGAAAUGGUAA
This is a messenger RNA of Paracoccidioides brasiliensis Pb18, 732 nucleotides long. RefSeq lists its product as uncharacterized. The coding region runs from base 1 to 732 and encodes 243 amino acids. The record is from RefSeq and is a predicted model, not a curated record. The transcript has 5 exons.